Molecule: messenger RNA, 669 nt
Organism: Lodderomyces elongisporus
Lineage: Eukaryota; Fungi; Ascomycota; Pichiomycetes; Serinales; Debaryomycetaceae
Gene: YRB1
Product: Ran GTPase-binding protein
Exons: 1
Coding region: 1-669 (222 amino acids)
Biological process (GO): NLS-bearing protein import into nucleus
Cellular component (GO): nuclear pore; cytoplasm
Molecular function (GO): GTPase activator activity
Source: RefSeq, a predicted model, not a curated record
AUGUCAGCUGAAGAAACAAAACCAACCUCUGUAGAAGAAUCAAGUGUGCCAAAGCCACCAACAUCCAACGUUUUCUCCAUGUUUGGAGCCAAGAAGGAGAAGAAGGAGGAACCAACUACUACUACUACUACUACUACUACAACACCUGACGACAAGAAGGACGAAGAAUCAUCUUCAAAGAAAGAUGACAAAGAUGAUGACGAUAAAGCCGAUGAGGAAGAGGUUGAUGUUGAAUUCACACCAGUUAUCCAAUUAGACAAAAAAGUUGAUGUGAAGACCAACGAAGAAGAUGAAGAAGUUGUUUACAAAGUCCGCGCCAAGUUGUUCAGAUUCCACGCUGACCUGAAAGAGUGGAAGGAAAGAGGUACCGGUGAUGUCAAGUUCUUGAAGCACAAAGAAACAGGCAAGACAAGAAUUGUUAUGAGAAGAGACAAGACCUUAAAGAUUUGUGCAAACCACUUGAUCUCUCCUGAUUACGAAUUGAAACCAAAUAUUGGAAGCGAUAGAUCAUGGGUGUACAACGUCACUGCAGAUGUCUCUGAAGGAGAGCCAGAAGCUCAAACCUUGGCAAUUAGAUUUGGAAACAAGGAGAACGCUGAUUUGUUCAAGGAGCACUUCGAUGAAGCCAAGAAGAGUAAUGGUUCUUCUACUGCUGCUAAGUCGGAUUAA